Siniperca chuatsi (mandarin fish) is the source of this 6859-nucleotide messenger RNA. It is a transcript of the gene slc10a7, whose product is annotated as solute carrier family 10 member 7. Gene Ontology annotation, cellular component: plasma membrane. The transcript is spliced from 12 exons. Bases 196 to 1221 code for a protein of 341 amino acids. NCBI's taxonomy places the organism in Eukaryota, Metazoa, Chordata, Actinopteri, Centrarchiformes, Sinipercidae. The record is from RefSeq and is a predicted model, not a curated record.
AAAAAAACCGCUGCGCCUCUCUUUCCGUCUUUACGGUUUUGCUGUGUCCCACGUGUCCGGAAGUGGCUCCGCUUGUUCUGCUCCUGUUUUCUGACAGAAACACCUCCAGAGAAGAAGCCGAGGAGUUGCGAAACUUCGGUCCGGCUGUUGCGACAGGGGCCGGCGGGGUAUUCCGGUGAACCCCGGGGCUGAAACAUGGGCCUCCUGGCGAGGAUACGGAAGGAGUGGUUCAUCAUCGGGAUAGUGCUGGUCAUUUUAUCGGCCAAACUGCAGCCCAGCGUCGGUGUCAGAGGAGGUCCAUUGAAGCCAGAGAUCACCAUAGCGUACGCUGCCGUCUCGCUCAUUUUCUUCAACAGCGGCCUGUCGCUGAAAACAGAGGAGUUGACCAGUGCGUUGCUUCACGUUCGGCUCCACCUGUUCGUUCAGUCCUUCACGCUGAUCUUCUUCCCGCUGGCCGUGUGGCUGCUGCUCAAAGUGCUCGCACUGACCGCCAUCGACCAAUGGCUGCUCAAAGGGUUACAGACGGUGAGCUGCAUGCCCCCUCCGGUGUCCUCUGCUGUUAUUCUCACCAAGGCUGUCGGAGGCAACGAGGCUGCUGCCAUCUUCAACUCAGCGUUUGGAAGCUUCCUGGGAAUCGUAGUGACUCCAGUGCUGCUGCUGCUGUUUCUCGGCUCUUCAUCCUCCGUCCCCUUCUCCUCCAUCUUCUCUCAGCUCUUCAUGACUGUGGUGGUUCCUCUGAUCCUGGGUCAGGUGUGUCGUGGUUUCCUCAGGGAGUAUCUGGAGCGGCGAAAGCCUCCAUUCGGCGCCAUCAGCAGCGCCGUCCUCCUCAUGAUCAUCUACACCACCUUCUGUGACACCUUCAGUAACCCCAACAUUGAGCUGGACCCCACCAGCCUGCUGCUGGUCGUCCUCAUCAUUUUCUCCAUCCAGCUCAGCUUCAUGCUGCUCACCUUUGCCUUUUCCACCAGAUCAGGCUCAGGAUUCAGCCCUGCAGACACGGUCGCCAUCGUGUUCUGCUCCACACACAAGUCUCUCACUCUGGGUAUCCCCAUGCUAAAGAUAGUGUUUGAGGGCUACGAGCAUCUCUCUCUGAUCUCAGUCCCUCUCUUGAUCUACCAUCCGGCUCAGAUUCUGCUCGGCUCCGUCCUCGUACCGACCAUCCGCAGCUGGAUGACCAGCCGCCAGAAGGCAGUGAAACUGUCAACUCUUCAGCCCAUCUGACGAGGAUGAAAUUAAUGUUUUGGUGGUUCUGCACAAGCGUGUGUGUGUUUGUGCUGUGAUGGCGGACUACGUCGGAGGGACACAGUUGUACGUGCCUUAUUACAACCAAUCAACAGAGACCUCAGUGCAGCGGACGAGGCGCGCCAGUUGUCUCGAUAUUCUCCAUUUCUACGACAAUGAAAAACUCAUAUUUCAUAUUUCCAGCAUAUAUAUUCUUUUAUAUUUAAAAGAAUCAAAAGUAGAAGUUUUAUUUUUAUAUGAAAUACCCAAAAAUUCCUGCAAAAAGAGAACAGCUGUAUUGUUUUGUUUUGUUUUAAACAAAGGGAGCGUUUGGUUUGAAAAACAGCAGGAACAGGAAGGGUGGAGUUACUGGGACCGUUCUUUUUUUUUUUUUUUUCUCGCUAUUUUCUACAUUUUUCUACUCUAUCUUUCUCCUAGCUGUCACUGCCAGAAAAUUUGGACAUUUUCUACAUUUACGUUCUUGAUAGAAACAAACUAAUGCUGGAUUAUCUGACAUUUAAUAUACUUCAUAAUAAUGACAGCUGUUUUGAUUUUUGACGCUUUCUAUAAUAACAUUUGUGUUUUGUUGACAAGAAGCAGUCCUGUGGUGACACCUUUUUGAAGGGAUGGUGUUGAGUUAACAAAUGAUCUAUCCAAAUGAUGAAGGUAUGACAUGAACAUUGAGGGAGUCUAAUUUAACAGGCAAAAUAUGCUAAUCUUUCCUGGUUCCGUGCAGAUUAUUUACGUCUCUUUUAUUGCAUUAUUCAAACAUUUACAUCAUCUGUUUUUAUGUGUUUGUCUCGAUCAAAUUCCUGUCCACAUCAUUUGCCGCACACCUUGACUUAGACCGAGCCAACGGUAAUGACCUGGGCUCCUAUCAAGCAGAUGUUAUCAAGCACAGUAAAGAGUAGAAAAAAGUCUGAAAUUGCUAAAGCUGCACAAAAUAUUUUGAAAAAUAUGUUCUACAUAUACAUCUGUAUGUAGAUGAUACCCUAUUCUAAGUCGAUGUGAGUGAUAUAGUGAUGUUGACAGACAUAUCACUUUGCUGUUAUCAUAUUGAUCACCAACAAAAAUCUCACAACGACAAUGCUAACAUGCUGAUGUUUAGAAGGUGUAAUGUUUGCCAUGAUCACCAUCUUUGUGUUAGCAUGCUAACAUUUGCUAAUUAGCACUAAACACAAAGUACAGCUGAGGCUGAUGGGAAUGUCAAUUGUUUUGAAGGUAUUUGGUCAAAAAACUAAGUAGUGAACGUAUUAAAAUUUUGACCAGAUGAUGGCACUAGAUCAAAAGUCAGAGGAUAACCAAAGUCUUUAGGAUUCAUCCUCUGGGAACCAUGAAUGUCAGUACAAAAUUUCAUCUACAACAAUCCAUGUUAUAGAUGUUGAGAUAUUUCACAGGAUAAGUGAAAAUAUUUGACCCACUGGUGGCGCUAGAGGAACAGUCACGGGAUGACCAAAGUAAUUGGGCUUCAUCACCUGGGCACCAUGGAUAUCUGUACCAAAUGUCAUGCUAAUCCAUCUGGUAGUUGUUGUGAUAUUUCAGUCUGGACCAAAGUGGACUGACCAACAGACGGACAUUGCCAUCUAUAUAGCCGAGCCUAGCAAGGCUUAAAAUGAAGAUCUUGGAGACGUACAUGGUUGUGGCCUGGUAAUCAAACUGAGUUUCCGUUUUGCUGAAAACAAUAUGAGAUGUGGGCAACGAUGAGAGAGGUCUGGAACCAGAUGACCCUAUUCAGAGGGAUGACAGUGAAUGUAUCAUCAUCACAACCAAUCAGAACUGGAGUUGCAACACAUGGCAUCCAUGAACGACUGUUAUUCUCAGUCCGUUCAUAUAGGGUUCACAGUAUUUUUAGCCAGUGUUAGCUGAUUUGUGAUGUGUGUCUAUGGACCAAACUGUACUGUGAUUAUGGAAAAUGUACCAUACACGAGCAUGAUUUGCUCAGGGGCACUUAGGCAGUAUUUCUGUAAAUUAUUUGCUGGUCUCACCCUUUAGCCUUACACCCCUCUGGUGUUUUAUGUCAAUUCUGAUUUCCCCAGGACCUUCUGAUUGACAUCUUUAAGGGUUUUUCAUGUUAAUGUUCGGGCACACCCCCCGCUAACCCCCAGCAGACAUAUUAGAGAUCCUCAGCUCUGUGAACAGCUGAUUGUGUUUCUGUUGUAGUAGAUUAUAGCAUUAGCAUGUUAACAUGACCAUCACUGUCUUUCCUAAAUCAGUCUACUGGAUAGUAGCACCUUGACAAAUCAUUGGGAGUUACUAGUGUGUUGCUAAGGUCAUGAUCCCUCACCGUCUUCCCAUCUACAUACAGUACACUGCCAGUUGUGUUUGUUGGAAUACAACUAAGUCCAAUAUUCACUAGUUCUGUUUUUGGUCUCUACCAACUCCUGAGGGAAAUAACUGGUUCUUUUGCUGCUAAAUGCUCCACUAUGUUCACCAGCUAGCUUCUAACUGUGUCCGUCUGCUGUUUGCUGCUGAGUAAGUCGUGUACAGUGGGUUUUUACAGCUUUUUCUCUGAAAACGAUACCAUGAGAGCGUUGAGAGUGAACCAAAACAGUGAAGUUGUGGGCCGGACAGAUAAACAAUGAGAUGAAAUUCUCUAUAAAGCUCCGUAUAGCUGCAGAUUCAGCUGAUAAUUCUCUGUAGGUUGAUCACUACCAAAGACCCUUAUCACAUUGUCACAUUGUUUUCACAUUGUCAUUUGAUAUAUUAUUAUAAUGUGAUGUUAUAGUAAAAAUAUCUGUUAUAACAUGUGAUGUUAUAGUAAAAAUAUCUGUUAUAGCCGCUUUCACCAGGUGUUUCAAUUGCCUAACCAUACCUUAAUCAUAGUUUAUUUGUCAUAACCUUUCCCUAACCUUUUACCGUAGUUGCCAGGUGCAGAUAUUGGAAGAAAUUAUUUUGAAAACAUUGGCCUUGGACAUUAAAAAAAAAGUUGUACUUGAAUGUAAUCAGGGUUUUUGCAGAAUCCUCUUAAUUUCAUCGUCCUGUCUGGCAAUAGGGUUGGCUUUUUUUCUGGAUAUAUAACAUCCUUGGUGGUGCUGGUGUGGGAGGCAUCCCUUGCUGUCAGUUACUUGCUGGGAGUUGUCGACAUGAGAUGAGCAAACUUAUUACAAACUUAUUGUUGUAUCCUUGGUAACCUGCUUGGUGCUCACGAAAACCUCCCUUAUCAGAGUGUUCACUUUGACUGGGAUGUUACUGAUUUGAUCCACAGACACAACGAACGACUUAAGCUCUGUGUUUCCAGUCUGGUUGGUAGAGAUUUACACAUCUAUAACAUACUGGAGUCAGCCACUUUUAUUAUGAAGGUUAUUGAAGCCUCUACAGCACAAAUGCCGUUUUUUUGGUCGUCCAGUAACAAUUGAGUUUACAGUCAGCCUCUGUCUGUUUGCAGUGUGAUUGUUUUGCCAGUGGUAUGUUUUGGGACGAAAAAUAUUGAGAAGGAUAUGAAUCCUUCUGUUCUGUUACUUGUUUACAUAAAAAAGUAUAAGGAAAUAAACCUACAAACUUUAAAAAACGGGUUUUUUCUCUGCAACACACUGCCACCUAAGGUAUGGCAGGGAUUUAAACCUGCUACACAAAUACUCACCAGAAGUCAUAGGUAAAGAAAUCCAAGACACUUUAUCAGAGGAACAUUUAAGUGUAUAUAGGGUGUGAGUAUUACCAAUAUUAUAUGUACUGGAUAGUGAAGUUUUAAAUUAUGAAGUGUUGUGCUACACUGUGUAUCUAUGUGCUGUUAAAUGGACCAGGUAUUUGUUGGCUUUAUCAUUAUACACUGUGGAAAAUGAGAUUUUAAUCUGCAGCUCCUGAGAUUACAGUGCCUGGAAUUUGUUUGCUUACUUUCUCUUGGACUCUUAACACCCUUGUAUGUAAUGAGUGCUCCUCUAUAUCACAUAAAGGCAGUGUUCCUCCUCAGGGCCAGUUUAGUGAACUGAAAAUUUGGAAUAAAUCCUUGUAUUUGUUGUCUGAUCAAAUGGGGAAAAAACACUCAGGGAAGUAUUGGCAGCUCAUUAAUUUCACUGACCCAACUUUUCUGGACAGAUGGCUCUUCUGACACAUCAUUUGGAUAAAGUAAUACUAAAAUAAGACUGUAAAAGCCCUGCCAACAGACCCUAGAGGCCUUAUGGCGCUUCUAACACACAACCAGACCCAAGUGGUUUGAAACGACUAAGCAACCAGUACUGCCAUCAAUAAAACCUCAUGCUAAGAGCUAAAAUAAAGGAAUACACAAUGUAUAAUACUGAAAAUAUACUUUAUUAUUCAGUGCAUCCAUAUGACUUAUGACAAUUUACAAAUAGAUUAAGUAUUCAAGUUUAAUUUUAGUGAUUAGCUGUUUGAAAUUGACCUCUCUGGUGAAACAAGUGCAUCUAAAUGAACCUCAGUGGGACAAAAUCCUAAUUACAAUGUGCGUAUGUAGUAAUUGGUUAGUUAUAACUGUUAGCAUGCUAAAUCAGCAUGCAAAUCCUGCAUUUAUACCAAUAUUAGUUAUUGGUUAUGCAAUCAUACAGCUGGACUUUGAGCCCUUGUGUCACUAUCCUUAUACUCAUGUGGUGUGUGUGUUUAUGCAGUUUCUAUUGUCUUUCUGAUGUAUGUUCAAAACAGACUAACAAAAAAGCGUCCACCAAAUGGUGUGUGUCAUCCUGGCCGUGUUCCUACUUUCUAUCAGUAAGUAGAUUGUAGUUUUAGUUCUCUAAACAUGUUGGAGGCAGAAAUCUCUAUGGAGGGAGAAAUUUUUAGCCAAGAAUAUUUUCUUGAGCACGAGUUAGCUAUUUGGAAAACUUCAACAGAAAAGAAGAAACUGAAAACAAGAAUAAAACUUCUGCUAAUGGCCCCUAGAGACUGCAAUGAAUAUUACACUCCACAGUACAAAAGUGGGUGGAACAAAUUAAAUCCUAAAAAAAAUGUAUGUAGAGCAUUGGCGGUGCAGCUAAAAGUGUAAAAUACUGUCCCAAAGUUGAUCAUUUGGCCUAAGGGUGGCAUUAGUUGAAAACUCAUGGAAUCUGUGGGAGAAAAAACCUUCAGCUGAGCCAGAUGUCUUUAGGUACUCUCACACACUGUUUAAUUCAUCUUCAGUAAAACACUUGAGUCAAAUAGAGUCCAAUGCAAUAUAGAUUUUACUGCAAUAUCAAGUACACACAAAACGAGUUGGUUCAUGACGCAACUGAACAGGCUUAGUUGUGCAUUCACUUAUAUUUUCAAAACAUGCUCCUCCUGGCAGGUUGUUGGGAUGUUCCCUGUUAGUUCCAUAAUCAAAACAUGGAAAUCAUUGACAGUCUCUGAUUGAUUAUGAAUUAUUGUGCCAUUAGGCGUUUACCCACUUGAGGGUGCCAUUACACAAGGAACUUCUGAUUAAAGACAUGAUCAAAACAUGAUUUCCUCAACUGUCCUUGAAUAAAUUGGAUAAAGAUAUGGUUGUUUCUGAGAAACUAGAACAGGAGGAUCCGGACAGAGAGCUAUGACUGCUGUGAAGAUCGUCUUUUAUGUUUCUUAAUUAGACAGAAAGAGUUUAUCACAAAACUUCCCAGGCUCUGUUCAACGAAAUACAAACUUCCGUGUGUUGUUUCUGGAUCAUAAAUUCAAUGUUUCUUUGAUUAAAAUGGAGCAAAUCAUAACUGCAAUAAACGAGCACCCUCCGACCUUGUUGGUA